GUUACAUAGAGCGUAAAGUUCUGUGCGUAGAUGAUGUUUGGAUUUUUCGUUUGUAAUCCAAUAAAUAUGAUUGCAGUGACAGUGGUAAAAAAAUGAUGGAUACUCCGACGCACAUUAAUGUAAUGAUUAAUAGUACUGUUAAUGACAUUGUUGACAAUUGCGUAGACGAUGAAGAUGAUGAGGAAAAGUUGCUGAAACCACGAAACAAUUUUGCUUCAUACUCUAACAGAGAUGUCAAUGUUAGAUUUCGAAGUGUCACUUCUAACCAUGGCUAUCUCUCAUCACAAAAUAUUAUGGAAACAGUUUCCAAUAAUCCAAGAAGAACUAAUACUGGAGAAAUAUUUCCUGGUGCUACUAAUUUCUUAUCAACUAAUUAUGAGAGUUUAGAUUAUGAUCCCUGUGAGAAUCAUCUUCUUCAAGAUGAAGAAAGAAAAAAAGGCUACAAGUUUGUAGUUAAAAAAAAUUUUGCCAGAUGGUUUAUUUUCUUAUUAAUAGGUAUUUGCACAGCACUUACAGCUAGUUUUAUAGAUAUUUCUAUAGAACAAUUAACUAAUAUAAAGUAUAGAUGUCUCCAAUAUUAUGUAAACCAUUGUGUGGUAUCGAAUUGUUUAUGGCUGCCAUAUUUAUUAUGGUUAAGCCUAAAUUUUUUACCUGUUUUAAUAGGUGCUAUUUUAGUAUCCUAUGUAGAACCUGUUGCAGCUGGUAGUGGUAUUCCACAGGUGAAAUGUUAUUUAAAUGGAAUUAAAAUACCUCGAGUUGUUCGUAUUAAAACAUUAGCAGUAAAAACAAUAGGUGUAAUUUGUACAGUAGUGGGAGGUCUAGCUGGUGGGAAAGAAGGACCUAUGAUACAUUCUGGGGCUGUGAUAGCAGCAGGAAAAAAACGAGAUUUCGUAUCAGGAGGUGCAGCUUCUGGUGUGUCUGCUGCAUUUGGUGCACCAAUUGGAGGUGUAUUAUUCAGUAUUGAAGAAGGAGCUAGUUUUUUUAAUCAGAGUCUCACAUGGAGAACAUUUUUUGCCAGUAUGAUUACAACAUUCACUCUAAACAUCAUCCUUAGUACAUAUCACGGACGACCCGGUGAUCUUUCUUAUCCAGGCUUAUUAAAUCUUGGAAAAUUUGAAACAAUCCUUUAUCAAGUUUAUGAAAUCCCUCUAUUCAUGUUAAUGGGAGCAAUUGGUGGGCUUUUGGGUGCUUGUUGGAAUUAUCUAAAUUAUAAAAUCACUUGUUUCCGUUUGAAAUAUAUAAAAAAAAAGUGGUUGAAAGUAAUAGAAGUACUUAUAGUUGCUGCACUAAGUGCAACAAUGGGAUUUACAAUGAUUUAUUUUCUGAGUGAUUGUAGGCCAUUAAGUGAGGAUUCCUCCAUGUUUCCUAUUCAAAUGUACUGUAAAGAAGGAGAAUAUAGUGCAGUUGCAGCUUUAUGGUUUCGAACACCAGAAAGUAGUGUACGAUCUCUGUUUCAUGAUCCCAAAGGUUCAUAUAAUGAUAUAACUUUAAUUAUUUUUGUUAUCCUCUAUUUUUUCUUGGCUGUUGCUACUUUUGGUCUGUCCAUGUCUAGUGGACUUUUCAUUCCAUCUCUAUUAAUAGGUUCUGCAUGGGGUAGAUUAAUUGGAUCAGGUCUUUCAAAACUUUUUCCAGAUUGUGUUGUUUUAUCCCCUGGAAAAUAUGCUUUAUUAGGUGCAGCUGCUCAAUUAGGUGGGGUGGUUAGAAUGACAAUAAGUUUAACUGCUAUACUCAUAGAAGCUACUCAAGGAAUAUCCUUUGGCUUGCCAGUUAUAAUAGUUCUUAUUAUGGCUAAAUGGGUUGGAGACUUUUUUAAUGAGGGAAUUUAUGAUAUCCAUAUACAAAUGGCUGGAAUUCCCAUAUUACCAUGGGAAGCCCCGCCAUUGUCAAACAACAUAUAUGCCAGUGAAAUAAUGAGUCACCCAAUAGUAACGCUAAAAUCUGUAGAAAAUGUAGGACAUAUAGUAGAACUUCUUAAAUGUGUAACGUUUAAUGGGUUUCCUGUAGUUGAUUCUCCUAAUAGUGAUGAGACCGAGAUACAUUCAUAUGGACGACUUCGAGGAAUAAUCUUACGUUCACAAUUAAUAGUAUUACUACAAAAUAAAAUUUUUAAUGAAUAUGCAGAAUAUUGGGAGAAGACCUUGAAUAUUAAAAUGUUCAGAAAAGAAUAUCCCAGAUAUCCAACAAUUGAUCAAGUAACCAUAACUGAGGAAGAAAAAACUUACAUGAUAGAUUUAAGGCCUUUCAUGAAUCCUUCUCCUUAUACAUUACAGCAUUCUGCAACAUUGCCACGAACAUUUAGACUAUUUAGAGCUUUAGGCCUUCGGCAUUUACCAGUAAUCAAUGAUAUGAAUGAGGUAAUUGGAAUUAUUACAAGAAAAGAUGUUGCCAGAUUUAGGAUAUGGAAACAUAGAGGAAGAAUGGGAUUAGAUGAACUUUUAAUUACUAAUAAAAUUUAA
This is a messenger RNA of Eufriesea mexicana, 2456 nucleotides long. It is a transcript of the gene ClC-b, whose product is annotated as chloride channel protein 7. Gene Ontology annotation, biological process: chloride transport; transmembrane transport. Bases 93 to 2456 code for a protein of 787 amino acids. Gene Ontology annotation, cellular component: intracellular membrane-bounded organelle; lysosomal membrane. NCBI's taxonomy places the organism in Eukaryota, Metazoa, Arthropoda, Insecta, Hymenoptera, Apidae. Gene Ontology annotation, molecular function: chloride transmembrane transporter activity. The record is from RefSeq and is a predicted model, not a curated record. The transcript has 12 exons.